AUAAGCUCGAAUCCCUCUUGCAGUUUGUAGUGCAGAACUUCCCACCAAUAAGCCAAAAAAAGGCCUGUUAUAAGUUUAACCUAGUCGGUCAAUCAUUUCGAUCCCCAAUAUGAGCUUUUGGUACAUAUACCCACGGUAUCCCAGGAGGGGGAAGUUUGAGGAAAUAACCCGCAGAUUGCACCGGGUGCCAGAACUUGUACGAUUAAUCUGCCACCAUCUGCUUUUUAAUGCGUCUAUUUCUCUAAAGCGAGCCGAUCUAGCUGCAUUCCCGACGUAUACCAAGUUUUGCUCCCCGGAAGACCAUCUUUCCGAGUUCUAGCACUGGUUCCUUAGCUUCCCUUUCUAAUACCCAUGAAUAUUUAAAUCUCUUCCAUCCAUAUGGAUAAGGCCAAUUGUAACUCAUUAAGUUAAGAAAUAAAACCACAGGGUUUGCUUACAGUGGGCUCCGGGGUGUGAGAUAUCUGUCUAAUAAAACUUACAUCAAAAU
This is a messenger RNA of Babjeviella inositovora NRRL Y-12698, 487 nucleotides long. RefSeq lists its product as uncharacterized. The transcript has a single exon. The record is from RefSeq and is a predicted model, not a curated record. NCBI's taxonomy places the organism in Eukaryota, Fungi, Ascomycota, Pichiomycetes, Serinales. The coding region runs from base 110 to 319 and encodes 69 amino acids.